UGAUGGCCUUUCCUCGUUCCGCAAGUAUCCGGUCUUACCUCGAGGUAGAGCGUACGAUCAAAACGGCCCAGUUCCACAAGGAGCAUGACUCGAGGGCCCAUUCUGUUAGUCUCCUUACUUUCCCUCAUCACCUGGACCGGCCAAGUGGCCGGAGUGGCAAUUCCUCUUCUGGCUGCUUUCCCGUCGGACUCUGCCCCCUUACUCGGCCAGACUCUUCGCCGGGAAAUGGGUGAAAUUGAAAGACGCUUGGCCCACAAAAAUUUUACGUUCAUAGCCAGUUCGAUAGCAGUUCCAAAUAACACAGAGAAAGUGAUAAACGUUUCGUGUCAAGCUUUAGAAAAUAUCCAUCCUGUUUUGGUGUUGAAUUUCAUACAGAAACCCUAUUCGUUCUUCGUGUCUUUAGUUGCUGGCUAUACGGGAGUUCCAGUGAUUGGUCAUUCAUUACAAUACAGAGAUCGGGCCUCUCAGGAUGUAAACCCGUUUUAUACCUCACUGGAUCCUUCGACAACGGAACUAGCCGACGCGGUUUUUCAAUUCCUUCGUUUCUGUAAAUGGUACGACGUAGUACUAGUAGCAGACGAUAGUAACAUUGGUUCCCUGCUUAUUCGUCAUCUUCAAGUUCGUCUGAAUUCUUCUCCGUGGCGCCCUCUCACAACAGUUUCUCUUCGUAAGACUUUGGAAAAUAAUGAAAUAUUGAUCAGAUUGGGCAAAAUAAGGGAGGGUCAUAGCAGGGUUAUUCUUCUUUACUGCGACGAGGAUACAGCUGUACGGGUAUUCGAAGUAGCUGAAAACCUAAACCUACUGAGGGGCAACUUUAUUUGGGUCGGGUUAGAAGACAGCAUUAACCUCGAAUCCAGUCAUGUGGGCUUCUAUCCGUCCGGCCUAUUGGUUCUCCGACUUAGACCAAUAACCCUGAAGCCAAAGAAUGUGCGAGAAGCAGUAAACGUUUUCGCUGAAACUGUUGAACAAAUAGGGACAGCAAUUUUCGAGAAUUGGAUUGUAAAUGUUGCCCGUACUUUAAGGUGUUCCUUUCCUCCUGAUAAGCGACACAAAACUUUUUCCCGUGAAUUACACAGGCACCUGAAUCGUGUUUUAGACCAAGAAAGAAGUGUGCAAAGAAACGCAAGUAAUUUCUCUUCCAACCUCGUCAAGUUUCCAGUGUUUGAUGUUCUGAAUUUGGUGCAAGGAACAUGGAAGGUUCUGGGGAAUGUGAGUGGUCUGUCCGUCCGUCUAGAUGCCGUCCUUUGGUUGGGAGCAGGGAGGACAGCUCCCUGGCCACUAGGAAAGCAGCGAUUCCGGGUGGUCACAGCCUUCGCACCACCGUUUGUCCAACAGUCUACAAGGGUUAGCAACGGGAGUUGUCUCAUGGGGAUACCGUGCUUACAGGUGACCACAAAUCGGGAGGAAGAGCUAGCAACGAUCUUCGCCGACUAUGCUCGAGGAAGGUGCGAAGGAAUCAGAUACAACGUGACCUGCUGUGCAGGGAUAACGAUGGACUUACUGACGGACAUAGCUAAUGAUUUACAUUUCGAAUACGACUUGUACCUGGUGGCUGACGGGAUGUUUGGAACAAAUCGCGGGAAAGGAUGGAAUGGGAUCACGGCGGACUUAGUCAGUGGCGCCGCUCAUCUGGCUUUCUCUUCUUACAGUGUCAACAGCCUCACCAUACAAGAGGUGGACUUCUCCGUCCCCUACUUCCACUCUGGGGUAUCAUGUCUAGCGCCCUCUAGGCUACAUGCAGUUCCACUCUCUGCCUUUCUCGAACCCUUUAGUAUCGAACUCUGGAUCGUCAUAUUUGCUAGUCUAAACGUUACGGCUAUUACUGCUGCAGUCUACGAGUGGUUGAGUCCAUUUGGCCUGAAUCCUUGGGGUAGACAGCGCACCAAAAACUUUAGUCUAGCUUCGGCUCUCUGGGUCAUGUGGUCCCUUCUCUUUAGCCACCUGGUAGCCUUCAAGGCCCCCAAAUCCUGGCCUAAUAAAGUGCUCAUUAACGUCUGGGGUUGUUUCAGCGUGAUAUUUUUAGCUAGCUACACUGCUAAGGUAGCAGCUCUCUUUGCAGGACUUUUCUUCCAACUACGAGUCGAUGAUCUGUAUGAUUCCGACCUUUUCAACCAGCGAACAGGCACGGCUAAGGGAAGUGCUGCUGAAGGUUACAUUUUGCGGGAAUAUCCUCGGCUCUGGGACCACGUGAAAAAAUACGAAGUUGUGAGCAUAGAAGAUGGGCUAGAGAAACUGAGAAACGGCGAGCUUGACGUUCUGAUCGGAGACACCGCAGUCUUGGAUUAUUACCGGGGGAACGAACCCGACUGUAACCUUCACAUGUUAGGAGACCCCAUCUUUGACGAUGCAUAUGCAAUUGGAAUGCAACAAGGAUUUCCUCUAAAGGAUGCAAUGUCAGACUUGAUACUUCGCUACAACGAGGCUGGUUAUAUCGACCAACUACAACAGAAGUGGUAUGGCAGGGUACCUGUUUUGAAGGGUCGGUGCAUGGUUUAACCAAGCCUAUGGGUUUGAGUGUGCGUGCUGUCUCUGGCGUAUUUAUAAUGCUUUGUGUAGGCCAUCUUGUAGCUAUUUGUACACUAGUUUUGGAACAUCUCAUUUUUCGUUACGUUAUACCAGUCUUGCGAG
This is a messenger RNA of Limulus polyphemus (Atlantic horseshoe crab), 2628 nucleotides long. Its product is annotated as glutamate receptor ionotropic, NMDA 3A-like. Gene Ontology annotation, molecular function: NMDA glutamate receptor activity; transmitter-gated monoatomic ion channel activity involved in regulation of postsynaptic membrane potential. The record is from RefSeq and is a predicted model, not a curated record. NCBI's taxonomy places the organism in Eukaryota, Metazoa, Arthropoda, Merostomata, Xiphosura, Limulidae. Gene Ontology annotation, biological process: monoatomic ion transport; modulation of chemical synaptic transmission; synaptic transmission, glutamatergic. The transcript is spliced from 6 exons. Gene Ontology annotation, cellular component: postsynaptic membrane; plasma membrane. Bases 85 to 2496 code for a protein of 803 amino acids.